Tachysurus fulvidraco (yellow catfish) is the source of this 2537-nucleotide messenger RNA. RefSeq names its product ring finger protein 115a (gene rnf115a). The coding region runs from base 86 to 1021 and encodes 311 amino acids. Gene Ontology annotation, molecular function: ubiquitin protein ligase activity. The record is from RefSeq and is a predicted model, not a curated record. The transcript has 9 exons. Gene Ontology annotation, biological process: positive regulation of DNA-templated transcription; protein ubiquitination; ubiquitin-dependent protein catabolic process. Gene Ontology annotation, cellular component: nucleoplasm; cytoplasm. NCBI's taxonomy places the organism in Eukaryota, Metazoa, Chordata, Actinopteri, Siluriformes, Bagridae.
AGGAGGCGGUGCUUCCUCAAUACGGGUAGGAAGAGUAUAACGCCUGGAGGAGCGACGUCAGUGUUUGUGUGCGGUUGUCGGAAAAAUGGCGGAGGCUGCGGCAGUCCCUCCGCAUCGGUUUUUCUGUCACUGUUGUAAAGGCGAAGUGAGACCAAAACUCCCGGAGUAUAUCUGCCCCAGAUGUGACUCUGGAUUUAUUGAGGAAGUGACGGAAGACUCCAGUCUUUUGGACAGUAGUACAAAUGGCCUUGAUGACACAGCGUCACAGUUUGCAGAGCUCUGGCAGCUUCUGUUUGUGGAGCGGCCGUUCACAGUGGACCUGGACAGCCCCGACUCAGAGCCACGGGUUCCAGGUGGUCCUGGAGGACUUGGUUUGGGAGGAGGGCCGUUUGGUGGCUCCGUCCCUGGGGGACUCAGCGUUAACCUGGGUGGCCCUUUAGGAGGAGGAGGAGAUCAUUGGGGCCCCAGCCGUCCCCCUCGCUUGCACACUCAGAGAAGAUACAGAUCCAGAGGAAGCAGUCGGCCGGAUCGCUCCCCUGCUGUAGAGGGAAUAGUACAACAGUUUCUUGCUGGCCUUUUUGCCAAUUCAGGUGCUCCAGGUUCCCCUCCACUGUCAUGGACGGGCAUGUUGCACUCAAACCCUGGUGACUAUGCCUGGGGGCAGGGGGGUCUUGAUGCAGUCAUUACACAGUUACUGGGUCAGUUUGAGAACACAGGUCCUCCCCCUGCAGAGAAAGAGAAAAUCUCCUCCCUCCCCACGGUUAUCGUUUCUCAGGAACAGGCUGACAGCAGCUUGGAGUGUCCAGUGUGUAAGGAGGACUACACAGUCGGGGAGCCAGUCAGGCAGCUGCCCUGUAAUCACUUCUUCCACAGUGACUGCAUUGUGCCCUGGCUAGAACUGCAUGACACAUGUCCGGUAUGCAGGAAGAGUUUGAGUGGAGGGGACAGUGGCAAUCAGCCACCCUCAGAGCCCUCCUCUGUAAACACCGAGCCCCGCACACAGGAGAGAUGGUCCUACUGAGAGAGACACCCAUACAUGCUUCAUUUCAUCUCUGCUCUAUUUCUGUCUAACUCACAACGCACUCAACGCGUGAGGAUUUGCCACUAUUUGGCAUUCCCUGUCUUAAUGCCAGCCUCUCUCUCUCCAUUUUUGAUCUUACCACUCUCGUAUGGUUUACUAUGGCUUGUUUACGGUUUUACUUUUUACCCCUCAUGCUUUAUCUGUCGUGGCCUGUCUAUAGUCUUCUUUCUGUCUUUGCAUCGACACACUUUUCAUUAAUUUAGAGGUGUUUGCAUUUGAUUACACCUCUUGUCCUGGUGUCUGCUUUCCCAGGCUACUGACUCUGAAGACCGCACACGCUCACCACAGUCACUACAUGAGCCAGCCCCUCUUCUAGAAUGUGCAGUGUUAUGCACUUCCUAUGAAGCUAAACUGUACAUGCUACACAGAGCCAGCCCUUAUUCAGUCUAAUAUCUAUAAGGGUUCACAGUUUCCCCAGGUCCAUUUUACUGAUUGCUCACUGUUUAGCACACCUGUUCACUGGGUCACUGCGUCCUGUCUUGGUAGUUGCUACCAGUUUCAGAGCGCUUUUUUCUUCUUCCUCUUGCCAUCUGUGCACUUGUCCCAGGUGUAUAUAUAUCACAGGCACACAUGGUGUUCGUCUCAUCCCCCUAACACCCCCCACUGGCAUUUUCUUUUUUUGUAAAUAAUUUUAGUUCGAAUACUCAUUCAAAGAAAAAACAGAAGGAAAGGAAUACUGAAUAUAAAAUGGCAAAUCCCUAAAUAUUAAAAUAUAUAUUAUAUAAACGAUGUGUUGUCAGUUAUGUAUUCAUAAUAAAACUGAAUAAAAAAUCAGUUAACUGUUGAUCUUGCUAAGAGGUUUACAGAAAUUUUUACAUGGUAUGUGUGUGUGAUUUUAUAUAUAUAUAUAUCAUCACACACACAUACAUAAUGUGUGUUUUAUGUAUGUGUACAAGAGCCAAGGACACCAUCUGAUUUCAUUAUUGUUUAAUUGAAGUGCUUUGUAGGUUGGUUUAUCUACAACAUCCAGUUAAAAUGAUAACAGACCAUUUCAAUGUCCUUUUUUUUUCCUUAUCUCAUGUGGUGCAUUUUAAUAUCCAUUUAAUAACGAUCAGUUUGAUGCAUAAAUAACUCAUUUUCCACAUUUGCAUCCUGAUAAGUUGCCGUUGGUUAAACACAAGGGCACGGGUGCUUGCAUUCUAUUGAGAAGCAAUAGCGGAUAGCUGUGUAACGAUAUUAAUGAAAUUCAUGUAAUGAAAGUCAGACGUGGAUCAUAAAGGUUACUGUUGUUUGUAUUUGAACUGUAGCCUCUUACAUUCCUCUGACUAAGCUGUCUGUCAUUGUGUAUGCAUUUUCAAUACUUCACAAAACCCCUUAAAAAAAACCCCAAUGCUGUUUUCUUAAGCUCAUAGCAGCCUUUAUUGUCAGAACCUCAUGGAAACUGUUUCCAUCCAAUUAUGUACACAUUGCUUCAAACUGUCUACCAAAUUAUCACAUUAAAAGCAGGUCAAGCACA